Molecule: messenger RNA, 1797 nt
Organism: Caenorhabditis remanei
Lineage: Eukaryota; Metazoa; Nematoda; Chromadorea; Rhabditida; Rhabditidae
Exons: 11
Coding region: 1-1797 (598 amino acids)
Biological process (GO): regulation of transcription by RNA polymerase II; regulation of cell cycle
Cellular component (GO): nucleus; transcription regulator complex
Molecular function (GO): RNA polymerase II transcription regulatory region sequence-specific DNA binding; DNA-binding transcription factor activity, RNA polymerase II-specific
Source: RefSeq, a predicted model, not a curated record
AUGAACCCGACCUACGACCAGCGUCACAUGCAAUUGUCUCAAAACCGCCCGCAAACUUCGGGCAGCACAAAGCGAUACGUCCAAAUGCCGACUGGUAUGCCGCGUCAACCAUUGUACCCCGCUGACGAUCAUUUCAAUGAUACGCAAAGUGCUUGGGAUGAGCCGUCGAGUAAUGUCGGUGGUGGUGGUGGUGGUGGUGUUGUAUCAUCACAACAGAAUGAUAAGCCCACUGGAUUACGGCAUUUUUCAACAAAAGUUUGUGAAAAAGUCAAGGAAAAAGGAUUGACAAACUACAAUGAGGUGGCCGAUGAGCUGGUUUCCGAUUAUUUUCAAAAUAAUUUGAUGAAACAGAUUGAUGUAGUGAAACAAGAAUAUGACAUGAAAAACAUCCGCCGACGAGUCUAUGAUGCUCUAAACGUUCUUCUCGCUAUGAAUAUAAUCACAAAAAAUAAAAAAGACAUACGAUGGAUCGGACUUCCCGCUUCGGCUUCCCAAGAAAUAUCGCGGUUGGAAGAGGAAAAAGCGAGACGAGAAGCGAGUAUAAAAUCGAAAAGAGAGACGCUAAAAGAGAUGAUUCUACAAAUUGUUUCAUACAAAAAUUUGGUGGCCAAAAAUAGGGAGGCUCAGCGGAAAAAUGGUGAACCGAGCGUCGACACCAUCCUCCAUUUGCCAUUUUUAAUGAUACACACGCAUAAAGAUACAAAUGUGGAGUGCAGCGUAUCUGCUGAUAAAUCCGAGUUCUUAUUCUCGUUCGACAGAAAAUUCAAAAUUCACGACGAUUUUGAAGUGUUGAAAAAAUUGAAUCUUACAUGCAGUCUUAACACAUCGAAUCCAACAGAUGAAGAGGUGAAGAUUGCAAAGAGCUAUUUGCCAUCGUUACACCAAAAUUAUGUCGAUGAAAUCAUUUCAAACAACAAAAAACAAGAAAUUGAACGAGAAGAGAACAAGAAACGAUUGUUAGCUCAACAACAUAGCCAGUUGCAAUUGCAAUAUUAUGAGCAAGACGACUCGGAAAUGUCACAAGUUCCAAACCCGGGACGCUAUAAUCGUCAACUCCAGGAGCAUUUGAUGAAUGACGGAAGUGAGGAUCGAAGUGCCGCCGAUGGAAUCAUGGAGCGAGAAGACGAGAUGGAGAAGAGUGUGCACCAAGGGAAUACGGCGAUCCGUGUUGGUCCACUCUACAGUAAUUAUAGUCCACAAAAGUUGCUCCGGCAACAGGCGAACUCCUCGAACACCCCACUACAAGCGCCACAACCCACUCGUCGAUAUUAUGUACAGAAGAAUCCGACACCGCAGAUGAGGCGCGAAAUGAGUCCAGCGAUUCGUACAGUAGCACGUCCGUAUCCUGCCGGCGGAGCUCGAAUGGUUGCUGGUGGAAGUGUUACCGGUGGAGUCAAGUACUAUGUGCCAGGACAGGGACCAUCCACUUCUCUGCAUCCAGCUCCGAGAUAUGGACAAUCAUCAUCAUCCACUCAACAACGUGUCGUCUAUUCGUCUGGAAGUGGAAUUCCAACUCAACUGGCGCCUGGACAACGAAUCGUUACGCAGAGAAUCGUCACACCCGGCGGACCGCAUCCCCCGGGAACCAUCGUUCGUAAAGUGAUACGCAAGAUUGUGGUGAAUUCGGGAACGAAUCAAGCUGGAGGAGUGAAACAAUCGGCCGCUCAGCAAGUUAUACAGAAGAAAAUGAUGGAGCAAGAGAUGAUUGAACGAAAACCAGAACAACCGAUGACGUCAGCGCAGGCCGCCGCCCUCAUCCAACAUCCGCCACCAGCUGAAUAUGACUAUUUUGAGUGA